UUUCGUAGGAACCACACAGAAGUGCACGGUCUGCGACAAAACCGCCUAUCCCGUCGAUAGGUUAACCGCCGACGGCCGUGUUUACCAUAAGGCUUGCUUCCGAUGCCACCAUUGCCGUAAUACCCUCAAGAAGAAGAAGAAGAAGAAAAAGAAGAAAUUGAAAUGAUGGUGACGAAGGUGUUUGUUUUGAGAACGCAGCUAAGCAACUACUGUUCAUUUGAGGGGGUGCUGUAUUGCAGACCCCAUUAUGAUCAACUCUACAAGCGAACUGGUAGCCUCGACAAGAGCUUUGAAGGAACACCCAAGAUUCUGAAACAUGAAAAAGUACAAACUGAGAAUGAGAAUGCAAAGAUUCUCUCAAAUGUGUUCUUGGGCACCAAAGACAAAUGUGCAGGUUGCCAGAAGACAGUUUAUCCCACUGAGAGGGUAACAGUGAAUGGGACUCCAUAUCACAAAGGAUGCUUCAAGUGCAGCCAUGGAGGUUGCACCAUAACGUCAGCCAAUUUCAUCUCGCAUGAGGGAAAGCUAUACUGCAAACACCAUCACAUCCAACUUUUCAAAGAAAAAGGCAAUUACAGUCAGCUUGACGGCGACCGUGCCGGCAACCCUUCCUUGAAAGAAAACGAUGAACGUGUAGGAGAGGCACAACUGUUUGAUGGAGAACAAGGUUGCAAUGAUGACUGUACCUCGUUAUGUGAAACAGAAACUUCGUUGGUCUCGAGGGAUUCUUCCCCAACAUGGCAUGAAAAUGCUUCUUGUUCAUCUUCUCGCGGGUUUGUUUCUGAAUCUGACGUGGAUCAGCUUGCAGGGGAUGUUAUUCCGAUGAGUCAUUCAGAGAGCGAGGGGAAGAAUCGAGACCCACAGAAUGUGCUUGAAAAACUGAACUUUCAGCUGUUAGAUACAAAUGGAAGGGAGAUGAAAAUAAAAGUGACAUACAGGACUUUUGAGAAGAAGAAAAAGAAAUCUAGAAAGGAGUCAAAUUCCUCACUCAACUCAUGUGCAGGUGAAAAGGGAAGGAAUGGCAAGUCUGUUAAGUCAUGAGGAUCUAAUCCUUGUUCCCUAGCUCGAAAUGAGUUGAUGUCUAUGGUUUAGGAAAUACUUUAAAAUGUAGGACGAAGUUAAACAAGAGAUCAUUAGUGGGGUGGUUUCCCUUGGACAUGAACUCGAUGACAGAAUGAUUAAGAGAAAGUAUGCUGUCCAACAAAAUGGAUUGGCUUUAAGCUAAAUCCUCUACAUUUAUGUUCACACACACACAAAGAGGAAGACAUAAAAGAGUGACUAUAUAUGGCCUAUAUUCUCUUGACAUUUAUUCUCUCUGAGUUUAUUAUGUACAGCCAUUUUUUAGAGGGAAAAGUAUCCGGAUUGGUUUAGAUGCCAUGUUUGGGAUUGCUGCUACUCAUCAUGCAAGAACCCAGGAAAGUUAUCUGUAGGUCCAUCCUUCUCUCAAAUUUUGCCUUGGAAUACACAAUAUAACUUGACAAAAUCUUUUUGUAAGGCUCCUUUGAAGGUGAAGGCUUUUGUGUGGAUUGUGGUUAUUGAAUUGAACUAACACAAAUGAUGUGUUUCAAACUGAGAGGUCCAAUCCACUACAAUAUCCCCAAGAUGUUUGUGUGAUUAUGCUUCACAUGGUGGUUUUUGAUGAGGCGAACAUUUGAUUUGCAUUAUAAGGUGAUUUGGCAUAUCUGAGCAUGUCCAGCAAAUCUACUUUAGCUUUUAUUGAGUUUGAAAGAAAAUGUGUCUAAUGUGGGGUUCAUGGAAAAGAAUUUUUGAUGUCCUUCGUGAGGAUCUUAACUAAUUGGGGUUUUAGGGGAUAGCCAUGUGGAUUUAAAAUGGAAUUGUAAAGUUCCUCUGAACCGAAAAUUGUAUA
Prosopis cineraria is the source of this 1867-nucleotide messenger RNA. RefSeq names its product LIM domain-containing protein WLIM1-like. The coding region runs from base 163 to 1041 and encodes 292 amino acids. The record is from RefSeq and is a predicted model, not a curated record. Gene Ontology annotation, biological process: actin filament bundle assembly. Gene Ontology annotation, molecular function: actin filament binding. NCBI's taxonomy places the organism in Eukaryota, Viridiplantae, Streptophyta, Magnoliopsida, Fabales, Fabaceae. Gene Ontology annotation, cellular component: actin cytoskeleton; plasma membrane. The transcript is spliced from 6 exons.